Bolinopsis microptera is the source of this 1146-nucleotide messenger RNA. Its product is annotated as potassium channel subfamily K member 16-like. Gene Ontology annotation, molecular function: potassium ion leak channel activity; outward rectifier potassium channel activity. Lineage: Eukaryota; Metazoa; Ctenophora; Tentaculata; Lobata; Bolinopsidae. Bases 1 to 1146 code for a protein of 381 amino acids. Gene Ontology annotation, biological process: potassium ion transmembrane transport; stabilization of membrane potential. The record is from RefSeq and is a predicted model, not a curated record. Gene Ontology annotation, cellular component: plasma membrane. The transcript has 12 exons.
AUGAGCAGCAAAUCUCUGGUCUGUCCCAACAGUGAUGAUGAUCAGGCUGACUGUAAGGUUGUAACAGAACAGGUACCUUUGACGCAGGUUAUCCUGCCUAAAGCAAAGUCUGAGGGUAAUAUAGGCUUGGCAGGUCCGAUUAAACGCUUAGCUAACGAACAAAAUGGAAACAAGACAUCUUUCCGGCACUCUGGCUAUCAAUUCUUUGAUAAUUUCAGUGACUCCGAGAACGAAUCUACUGUUCUGUCAGACAUCCAGGAACCAGUUAUAACAGAAGAUCAAGAAGUGGAGCCUGAAAAUACUCAAGCCAUCAGUGUGUUCUACUCUAUUUUAAUCCUAGUGGUAAAUGUAGGGUUCAUCUUAGCCGCUACUUUUGUCUUCAUGAUCGUCGAAAACAGGGGGGAGACGAAAAGGAACGCUGAAGCGUACGAAACACUUCAACAUUUUGAAGGACAUAUAGACAAUGCAACCAACAUCCUUGCAGAGUUGCUGACACUGCAGCAGCAGAUGUGCAGAAAGAAUAACGACAGAGUGGGUAAUGAUUGGGUGUUCUGGGGCUCAUUCCAGUUCUGUAACACCGUCAUAACAACUCUUGGAUACGGUCUAGUGUACCCUCACACAGCAAUAGCAAAGUACAUCACCAUGGUGUACGGUCUAUUUGGCAUACCUAUAUAUCUCUGCUACAUCGCCUACUUUACGGAUUAUGUGCUGCUAGGGUUGGAUGCUAUCAGGUGCUGCAUACAGCGCUGGACACACUGGAAUUGGAUGGUAAAAUCUCAAAUCCGAAUAGCUCUCAUGCGAUCUCUGUUCGCCACAAUUUGUCUUUUUAUUUACAUCGCGGUACACUUGUGGGUAGUAUACCCUGCCGAGAGGGACUGGGAGGAGCCCCACAUGAAGAGAUCACUAAUGCAAAUGUUCUAUUGGCAGACGAUAAGGUUUACGACUAUUGGUUUCGGUGAUAUUGUGGUGCUGUUGGGACAUGAGAUCCCCAAGCUGAUGUCCUCUACUUUACUGGGGCUUCCACUUGGGAUUUGCUGCAUGAACGUUUACUUUUCAGCCAUCAGGAGCAUGUCUGGCACAAAGAUGUUCCAAAACUCUACAGUUUACGAAAAGUUGAGGUCUUGUUGCGGCAGAAAACAACAGUGA